Cucumis melo (muskmelon) is the source of this 4104-nucleotide messenger RNA. RefSeq lists its product as uncharacterized. Lineage: Eukaryota; Viridiplantae; Streptophyta; Magnoliopsida; Cucurbitales; Cucurbitaceae. The record is from RefSeq and is a predicted model, not a curated record. Gene Ontology annotation, molecular function: nucleic acid binding; zinc ion binding. The transcript has 6 exons. The coding region runs from base 561 to 3596 and encodes 1011 amino acids.
CCCUUCCCUUCACCGCCAAGUUUGAAGACAUCCAAGUUCCCUUUAUUUUUUUUGUUCUUUUUCCUUCUUCAAUUUGCAGAGAACUUCUAAGAGAGAGUUUGGAAGAAGAAGAGAAAUUUUACUAGAAUUUUUAGGUUGAAGAAGAGGAGGAGAACUCAAGCAAAGUGUAUCAAUGGCUGAAUUUUAGUUCAUUCUGCACAUCACUGGUUUUUAAUUCGGUUUGAACUCUUCAAAAGGAAUUAAGAGAAAACAGGGCAGUUGGUUUUCACUCGAAAUCAGGAGGUCUCUGGUUUUUCUUGUAUUUCAGAGUGUAUGGGUGGAGUUAGAAUUUCUAUUUGGAACAAGUUAAAGAGGUCGUGUGCGCGCGAUUCUGGAAGUGGUUCUGUUUUGAGGGUUAUAUGUGUUUAUGAACGGGGAAUCAGAUUUAUAUGUCUUCAGGCCGAGAAGAAUUAAACCGAGCUUAUAGACCAAGGAUCUAGCCCAAGACUGUAGAGAUCGACUUCCCGGUGCCUGAUAGACUGCCUUAGUCUGCGGAAGCUUCAUUAUUGAUUGCCAGAGUCAUGCCACCACGUACUGGUAGACGACGCCGGCAGAAUCAGGACGGGAUGCAAGGUCCUACCCAAGGUCCAUCUGUAGGGGAAUCUAGUACCCUAGGAGUUCGAGGUGGUGCAGGAAACGAGCAGUUUGCGAGAACAACACAGGAAAUAGGAAGGACAGAUAGAGCAGAGCCUAGUGAUCCAGAAAAGGCAUACGGAAUUGAACGGCUGAAGAAGUUAGGGGCUACAGUGUUUGAAGGUUCCACAGAUCCAGCUGAUGCAGAGAACUGGUUGAAUAUGCUUGAAAAGUGUUUUGAUGUGAUGAAUUGUCCUGAGGAGCGAAAGGUUAGAUUGGCCACAUUUUUGUUGCAAAAAGAGGCUGAAGGAUGGUGGAAAUCUAUAUUAGCAAGACGCAGUGAUGCACGUGGUUUAGACUGGCAGACUUUUAGAGGCAUAUUCGAAGAUAAGUAUUAUCCCAGCACAUACUGUGAAGCCAAGAGGGAUGAAUUUCUGGGGUUGAAACAAGGAUCACUUUCAGUGGCUGAGUAUGAGAGGAAGUAUACCGAGCUUUCACGGUAUGCUGACGUUAUUAUAGCUUCUGAGAGUGACAGGUGCCGAAGGUUUGAAAGAGGGUUGCGUUUUGAAAUACGUACCCCAGUUACAGCCAUUGCUAAGUGGACGAAUUUCUCUCAGUUAGUGGAGACUGCCCUUCGUGUGGAGCAGAGUAUAACAGAAGAGAAAUCGGCAGUGGAGCUUAGUCGUGGGACUUCAACAGCUAGUGGAUUUAGAGGCCGUGAGCAGCGGAGGUUCACGCCUGGGAUAAAUAUUUCAAGCCGUCAAGAUUUUAAGAAUCGCUCUGGAGGCCAAGCAUCGAGGAACGUGAGUUAUGGUAGUGUUUUUCAGAGACAGAGCCAGAGAAUACCUAGUCAACCCAUUAGAUCAACAGUAAGAUCGCAACCAGGUCAGGAGUCCAUUGCUAGUACCGUCAGGCGAAUACCAUGCACGAGUUAUGGCAGGAACCAUCGGGGUCAGUGUUUGGUAGGUGCUGGUGUAUGUUACCAGUGCGGACAGCCAGGACAUUUCAAGAAAGAUUGUCCGCAGUUGAACAUGACAGUUCAGAGAGAUCAGGGAGUUGGGUCCCAGACAAUUGAGCAAUCGAGAGUUUCAGUGGUUCCAACAGAGGGCACCAGUGGUGCAAGGCAAAAGGGAGUUGUUGGAAGACCGAGGCAACAGGGAAAAGUCUAUGCUAUGACUCAACAAGAAGUAGAGGAUGCACCAGACGUUAUUACUGGUACGAUUCUUAUUUGUAAUGUACCUGCAGAUGUUUUAUUUGAUCCAGGUGCUACGCAUUCCUUUGUUUCUAGUAUAUUUCUGACUAAGUUGAAUAGGAUGCUAGAGCCUUUAUCUGAGGGGUUAGCUAUAUACACUCCAGUUGGUGACGUUUUACUUGUUAAUGAGGUGUUACGUAAUUGUGAAGUUUUAGUAGAAGGUAUCAGUUUGCUAGUGGACUUGCUACCACUAGAGUUGCAGAGGUUAGAUGUAAUUUUGGGAAUGGAUUUCUUAUUUGCUCAUUAUGCAUCUAUGGAUUGCCAUAGGAAGGAAGUGGUUUUCAGAAAACCAGGCUUUGCUGAAGUGGUUUUUAGAGGUAUGAGGAAGGCCGUUUCUAGAAGUCUAAUCUCAGUUUUGAAAGCUGAGAAAUUACUGAGGAAGGGUUGCACAGCGUUUCUUGCACACAUCGUAGUAGUGCAGAGAGAAAAACUAAAGCCAGAAGAUGUUCCUGUGGUGAAAGAGUUUCUUGAUGUAUUUCCAGAUGAUCUGUCAGGUUUGCCACCUGAUAGAGAGAUUGAGUUCACCAUUGAAUUAUUACCAGGAACAGCACCUAUUUCACAGGCCCCGUAUAGAAUGGCUCCAAGCGAGCUAAAAGAAUUGAAGAUGCAGUUACAGGAACUAGUUGACAAGGGAUACAUCAGGCCUAGUGUUUCGCCGUGGGGAGCACCAGUGCUUUUUGUGAAAAAGAAAGAUGGUACCCUCAGAUUAUGUAUUGACUAUAGACAGCUAAACAAGGUUACAAUACGUAACAAGUAUCCUUUACCACGCAUCGAUGACUUAUUUGAUCAACUAAGGGGAGCAACGUUGUUCUCUAAGAUUGACUUAAGGUCAGGAUACCACCAGUUGAAGGUUAGAGAAUCAGAUAUUGCUAAGACAGCAUUUAGAACGAGGUAUGGGCAUUAUGAGUUUCGAGUUAUGCCAUUCGGUUUAACGAAUGCGCCAGCGGUUUUCAUGGAUCUCAUGAACAGGAUCUUCCAUCGGUAUUUAGAUCAGUUUGUGAUUGUGUUCAUUGAUGAUAUAUUAGUUUACUCAGUUGACAGAGAAUCUCAUGAGGAACAUCUGAGGAUUGUUCUACAGACUCUACGUGAAAAAAAGUUAUACGCUAAGUUCAGCAAAUGUGAGUUCUGGUUGGAACAGGUAGUAUUUUUGGGGCAUGUAGUUUCAGCAAAAGGAGUUAGUGUCGAUCCACAAAAAGUAGAAGCGGUUGUCAAUUGGGAAAGACCAAUUAGUGCGACAGAAGUACGUAGUUUCCUGGGUUUGGCAGGAUACUAUAGGCGUUUUAUUGAGGAUUUCUCUCGAUUGGCAUUGCCUUUGACCGCUUUGACAAGGAAGAAUGUUAAGUUUGAGUGGUCAGAUAAAUGCGAGCAAAGUUUUCAGGAAUUGAAGAAAAGACUAGUUACAGCACCUAUUUUGGCACUUCCUGUAACAGGGAAGGACUAUGUGAUUUAUUGUGAUGCUUCAAGGCUAGGAUUAGGUUGUGUGCUUAUGCAAGAUGGGAAUGUAAUAGCUUAUGCUUCAAGGCAGUUGAAGGAGCAUGAGUGUAAUUACCCUACCCAUGAUCUUGAGCUAGCAGCAGUUGUUUUAGCACUAAAAAUCUGGAGACACUAUUUGUUCGGGGAAAAGUGCCAUAUUUUCACAGAUCAUAAAAGUCUGAAGUAUAUUUUUGAUCAAAAAGAGCUAAAUCUGAGACAAAGGUACACUUCAUGUAUGUGUUUGACUAGCUGUGUUUGACUAGCCUAGGAUCCGAUGUGUUUUGUGGCAUGUACAAUAGUUUAUAUACUAGAUUGGAAAGUUCAUCACAUGAAAGUUUUAAGCAGAGUCGACAGAUACAGGUACAGAAUAACGUUGUACGUCGGCUUCACGCCAUCUUUCGGUCUAAGGUAGCAGGUAGUCCGGGAGGGGGUGUGACAUCAACAGUGUGUAUCAACAACAUAUCAAGUGUUUACUAAUAAUAUGUAUCAAUGAAGUUUUGCAAGUGAUUAAGUGCAUUACAUCUAUCAAAUGUAUUAGCAAACAAACAAGUGUAUCAACGAUAUAUAAAGUGUAUCAUUCUUAGCACGUCAAGUGUAUUUAAUCGAUUAAGUGUAUCAAUAGUUGAGUAAAGUGUAUCAACAACAUAUCUUCAAACUAAUAAUAUGUAUCAACGAAGUUUAAUAAGUGAUUAAGUGUAUUAAAUCUAUCAAGUGUAUCAGCAAACAAUAACAAGUGUAUGAACGAUACAUAACAUGUAUCAAUGAUA